This is a messenger RNA of Hypomesus transpacificus, 3931 nucleotides long. Its product is annotated as transcriptional enhancer factor TEF-5-like. Gene Ontology annotation, molecular function: DNA-binding transcription factor activity, RNA polymerase II-specific; RNA polymerase II cis-regulatory region sequence-specific DNA binding. The record is from RefSeq and is a predicted model, not a curated record. Gene Ontology annotation, biological process: embryonic organ development; positive regulation of transcription by RNA polymerase II; hippo signaling. Bases 450 to 1730 code for a protein of 426 amino acids. The transcript has 15 exons. Lineage: Eukaryota; Metazoa; Chordata; Actinopteri; Osmeriformes; Osmeridae. Gene Ontology annotation, cellular component: transcription regulator complex.
UUUCCUUGGUUUUCCAGUGUAGUGCGUUGAUUUCAUACCAAAGUCAUACUUAACAUUCCACUUAUACUGUCAAACCAGGAGAAAUAUUACUGAAAACUAUAAGGCGCCAAAAAUCAAGAAUCAAAAUUUAAAAGUAAUUUAGUGUAAAAUAACACAGAAGUGUUUUCCAUAUAAAGUUGCUUCGACCUGGUUCGCUUUCCUUUAAACGUGUUCCCGUGAAGAAGCGAAUCCUGAUAUUCCCAAGGAUUGACAUUAAGAGAAAAACUAUUUUGGAGGAAUACAUAACUUGACAUAUCAAGCGUUGUUUUGCAACACAUCCCACAGACUUCUGAUCGUGGAGCUCAGGGCUGGGCCCGGGGCGAGCCGCCACCAUUGCGUCCAACGAGUGGAGCGCCAGCGGCAGCCCGGAGGAUGGGCUGGACGGGGACAAUGACGAGCUGGACAAGGCCAUGGACGGGGACGCGGAGGGGGUCUGGAGCCCCGACAUCGAGCAGAGCUUCCAGGAGGCCCUGGCCAUCUAUCCUCCCUGCGGCCGGAGGAAGAUCAUCCUCUCUGACGAGGGCAAGAUGUACGGUCGGAAUGAGCUGAUAGCUCGGUACAUCAAGCUGAGGACUGGCAAGACACGCACCAGGAAACAGGUUUCUAGCCACUUACAGGUUCUCGCCCGGAGAAAAUCCCGCGAGAUCCAGUCAAAGCUGAAGGCCAUGAAUUUGGACCAGGCCUCCAAAGACAAGGCCCUCCAGAACAUGGCAGCACUGUCGUCCGCUCAGAUUGUGUCUCCCAGCCUGAUCAAGAGCCAGCUGCCCCCACUGCCACAGCCCCCCUACCCUCCACAUGCCAGGUUCUGGCCCACCCCCAUCCCGGGACAACCAGGACCCUCUCAGGAGCUGGUACUAGAGCUGAACCAGGGCCGGGGACCUGGGCUUGGCCGGGCCAGCUACGCCAUCAAGCCUUUUGCACAGACCCCGUACCCGAACCUAGUAGGACCUGUAGCUCCAGCCAUAUCCACCUAUGAGCCCCUGGCGCCCCCCCUCCCCCCUGCUGCCACCGCCGUGCCCGUGUGGCAGGACCGCACCAUCGCGUCCUCCAAGCUGCGGAUGCUGGAGUACUCCGCCUUCAUGGAGAUCCAGAGAGACCCGGACAACUACAGCAAACACCUGUUUGUCCACAUCGGACAGACGAACCCCUCCUACAGCGACCCCCUCCUGGAGGCUGUGGACAUCAGGCAGAUCUACGACAAGUUCCCAGAGAAGAAGGGCGGGCUGAAGGAGCUGUACGAGAACGGACCGCAGAACGCCUUCUUCCUCGUCAAGUUCUGGGCGGACCUGAACAGCAGUGGCAUGCAGGAUGGCCCAGGGUCGUUCUACGGCGUGAGCAGCCAGUACAGCAGCUCUGAGAACAGCAGCAUCACCGUGUCCACCAAGGUCUGCUCCUUCGGCAAACAGGUGGUGGAGAAGGUGGAGACGGAGUACCCUAGGGUGGAAGGGGGAAAGUGUGUGUUUAGGAUCCAUCGCUCCCCCAUGUGUGAGUACAUGAUCAACUUCAUCCACAAGCUCAAACACCUGCCAGAGAAGUACAUGAUGAACAGUGUUCUGGAGAACUUCACCAUCCUCCAGGUGGUGACAAACAGGGACACCCAGGAGACCUUGCUCUGCAUAGCGUUUGUGUUUGAGGUCUCGACGAGUGAACACGGAGCUCAGUAUCACGUUUACAGACUUGUCAAAGACUAACAAGCUCUUCAGGGAAGGCUGACAGGACCCUACGUGACACCACCUCUCCUCCUCACACUCAGGUGUCUGAGAGACCCUCAAACUGACCCAGCUCCUUUCAUACAUCCACUCAGAGCCUUUUUGAAAAGCAGGAAAAUUGAGUCUCAACAAACAGUGAAAAGACAUCAAGAUUAACACAUUUUUUAUAUUUUGUUGAUGAAAAGCCUGCUUCUUACUAGUUUAUAUAGACGUGCUCAGAGGAGGUGGUUUACUUCGGUGACGAUAAUAAAUGUGUAUAGAAACAUAUUCACAGAGGGACUGAGAAUGUGUUUAUGGUUAAAAGAGUAUUUUGCGAGGGAACACCGAGGACAAAGAGCUGUGUAUUUGUACAGAUUGGAACCGCUUGCGUAAACAAAGACCAUGAACGAGAAUAAACAAAGAAAAACAAACUGAAGAAUUGUAGAGCUGUCCAACAAAACGGUGUGAUAGAUAGAUAGAUCGGUAGAUCUAUUGAUCGAUUGAUCGAUAGAUGUGACAAGUGCCUUUCUCCAAAGACAAGCACUUCAGUCUGCCAUUUUCGAUUGCCUUAUUAUGACUACCUCUUGAGAAAAGCAGAGAUAUGCUGGAGAGAAAAUGAUUUCACCAAGCAAUUGUAAACUUGACCUAACUAUGCAUUUUACACCUCAAAUGUAUAAUUUUGAAGCAUCAGAUUAAUCCCGGCAGACUGGAAAACCUUACAGCUGUUAGGUUUUCUUAUUUGAUCAAAAAAUGAAAGGUUACAUGUUUGUCUACGGUCCAAGUGUGCCAAGAGUUUUUAAGUCAAGACUAGAUCUGAGGACACACUCUCCGUCUGACGGCUCUGGGAUCCUAGCGUGUUCUCUUCUCUCUCGAUCCCUGUUGUUUUCAGCGGCCUAAACAACAAAACAAGUGCCUAAGUGCACUAAAGGAUCAAGAAAGGGUACAGACAAGUGUUUAUUUUUCUGAGUUUCUGAGUUAUAUGUAGCCUGAUCGAAAUGAACAGUUUAUGUGCUGUGAAUACUACAGUGAUGUGUGUUACAUAGGAGUAUGUUGCGCUCUUGUUUAUGUUUGUGAUCAACUUGAACUCAGCACCGAGAUUCCAGCUGUCAGAAAGCAACAGUGUUUCCCCUCUGCAACAAGGCGGAGUGAAAGACAACAUGUUAUUUACAUGUUUAUACAGACUUGGUAUGUUUUCCUGUGAACUUCCAGAUCAAUUUGACAUCUUUAAACAAUGCUACUGGAUGAAUUUAUAAUAUCGUAAUGUACAUAUGGUUGUCCUUUGUGCAUCAAACUAAACAAAAUUCCAAUCCUUUACCAUUGGGGGAAGAGAGAAAAAAACAGCUGUUGUGGGUUUUUUAUGAUCAGCUGUUUUCUCUGGUCCUGGGAGUGAGUGUGACCAUUGAUUGUUAUUUAUAGGGUUAGAACACACGAGAGAUGGGAAGGUCUGGGCUAUGGGGGAUGUUUGUCUUUUACCAUUGCAAUGGUUGUGUUGUGACUAUAUACUGACAUGUAAUGAGAGGUAACUGUCAAGAAAACUAUACAAGUAAAUGAACUGCCAUCUCUUGGAUCCACUGUAGAGAGAAAGAGAGAGAGAGAAAGAGAGAGAGAGAUAGAGAUAGAGAGAGAGAGAGAGAGAGAGAGAGAGAGGAAGGAGACACAGAGAGUGAGAGAGGGAGACAGAGAGCGAGAGAGGGAGACAGAGAGCGAGAGAGGGAGACGAUCUUAUCUACUUUGAACCUGUCUGUCUCACAUUUCUCACACUCUGAGGUGGACUCACACCUGGCCUUGAAUGUCAUGCUAAACAACUGCUAAACAUUUACUAGCAGAGUUCUCAGAUGUUUGUCUCUUUUUUUUUUUUUACAGUAUCUUGUUUUUUUAUUACCAUAAUCAUGAUUAAUAUUGUUUUUAUUUGUUGUUUUGGACUUUCAGGGGACGCCAUAUGCACCCAUUGAAAAUGUGUGUUUGUGUUGACAUUGGUGAGAUCUUCUGUAUCAUAAUCAAAACGGUGUUGGCAAGUUUUUGGUUGAAGGGGGUUCUUUAGGCCUUAGUUACCAUUGUGCAUUGCCUUUUUGUAUUAUCUGUUAUCUUAAGAGUAAAGGGGGUGUAUUAUAUAAUCAAAUCAAAAUGUGUAUCCUAACAAUAAAAGACGCAUGGUGCCUUUAGGAAAAUUUUCCCCAGAAAACCUAUUAAAUAUGUUGGUUUUA